CUUCAACCAAACCCAAUUCUUCUCUUUCUCUCUUUCUUUCUUUGAGUCUUCUUUCUUCUUCUAACUUCUAAUUCUAAACACAAUUUCGUGUAUUUUUCUACCAUGGUUGUAGAUCCGGUUAUGGUUCCCAAGAUGAGAAUGGAUAAACAGUUUGCUAUUCAAGAAGCUGCUUCUGCUGGAUUGAAAAGCAUGGAGCAUCUCAUUCGUGUGCUUUCUUCUCAAGCUUCGUCUUCUUCCUCCAUCAAUCAAAGUAACCGUUUAGAUCUUGAUUGCACAGAAAUAACUGAUUUCACUGUUUCUAAGUUUAAACAGGUUAUUAAUUUGUUGAAUCGUACCGGUCACGCUCGUUUUCGUCGUGCACCUUCUUCACAAUCUCAACCGAUAUCUGAGAAAAUGAAUCUUCAUCAUCAUCAACAACCACAGUCAACUACUCUUGAUUUCGCAAAACCGAUUCAAGUAGUUAAUCCAAAUCCAAAUCUGAAUCUGAAAUCUAAACCUAAACCUAAUCCAUCUACGGAUUUAACUGUUUCUCAAUACUCUAAAUCGAAAGAAGCAUACAGUAUCUCAACCACUACUUCUUCUCUUCAUUCCACUAUCACCGUCACCGGAGACGGAAGCGUUUCCGACGGCAAAAUAGGUCCUAUCAUCUCAUCUGGAAAGCCUCCUCUUGCUUCAUCUCAUCGGAAAAGGUGUCAUGAAGCAACUGUCUCCGGUGCCGCUUCCGGUAAAGUAUCUUCGUCCGGUCACUGCCAUUGCUCUAAGAGAAGGAAAUCUCGUGUGAAGAGAACAAUUCGUGUUCCGGCGAUAAGUACGAAGGUUGCUGAUAUUCCGGCAGACGAAUUUUCAUGGAGGAAAUACGGUCAAAAACCGAUCAAAGGUUCACCUUACCCACGUGGUUACUACAAGUGCAGUAGCUUUAAAGGUUGUCCGGCGAGAAAGCAUGUGGAAAGGGCACAAGAUGAUCCCAAUAUGCUUCUUGUGACCUACGAGGAGGAGCACCAACACUUGCCAACCUUCGGAACCGGAACCGGUGCCGGUGCCGGAUUUACAUCUCAGGCUCACUAAGCGACGGCGCCGGUUGGAAAUUUCGUGAAAGGUUUCCGUGAACCGCUGUUUGCAGUUAUUGACGGAGUUAUGUUGUAACUGUAACGGUGACGGAGAAAAAAGAACGGAGAUUUCGAGGGAAAAGAAAAGAAAAGAAAAACAAAAAAUCAAAGUCAACUUUUACUUUUGUGGACUGAAAUGAAUGAGUCGUCUAAGAGUUGAUAAGGACUUUUGUGUAAAUUCGGCAAAAGAAUUAUUAUGAAAUGAAAAAUAUACAAGUUUUAUUUAUUUAUUCA
Molecule: messenger RNA, 1340 nt
Organism: Vicia villosa (hairy vetch)
Lineage: Eukaryota; Viridiplantae; Streptophyta; Magnoliopsida; Fabales; Fabaceae
Product: probable WRKY transcription factor 11
Exons: 3
Coding region: 103-1065 (320 amino acids)
Biological process (GO): regulation of DNA-templated transcription
Molecular function (GO): DNA-binding transcription factor activity; sequence-specific DNA binding
Source: RefSeq, a predicted model, not a curated record